CUGUUGAUAGUGAUAGUUUACUAAAAUGGCGGCAGCGGCUUGGGUGGCGACUUCCUCGGGCAAAGACCCCGUAGCCGAGGGUCUGCUGGACCUCCUGAGACCAGCUAUCCAGCAGCUCGACCUGCACGUGCACUCGGUCAGAGAAAGCCAGGUAGAAUUAAGAGAACACAUAGACAAUCUGGCCACAGAGUUAUGCCGGAUAAAUGAACAUCAGAAGGUGGCUCUGGACCUGGACCCUUAUGUAAAGAAGCUGCUGAAUGCAAGACGAAGAGUCGUGCUAGUAAACAACAUACUGCAGAAUGCUCAGGAACGUCUGAGGCGACUCAACCACAAUGUGGCCAAGGAGACGGCACGUAGAAAGACCAUGCUGGAGGCUUCGGGAGUGUUCACCUCCCGCUCCCCCAGUAAACCCUGAGCCACCUUCUGAACUGUCAUGACAAGGAUGGACACAUCAGGACUGCAAACUGUAACACAAAGGAGUGCAAGUCUUCCUUGAACAUGUAGUUAGCUGUUUGUGUCAUGACAUGCUGAUGUUUUGCGCUGCUUUGUCUGAUGUUGUCAUACUAAAAAUCCUGCCUGCUAUCUGUUUAGUGCUGGGCAGCUACAAAAUGGUAGAAGAACAAGGUUCACCAGAUCAUACACUUAAGAUAAAUACUUUUACCCAUUAGCAAAUUGUUCACUGUUGUUCUGCCGGGAGGAAGCAUAGUUAGUCUUCAUGCCUUGUUCAAUUAUCUGGCUUUAGUAAGUGGUUAUUCACACACAUGAUCCCAGUAUCUCUUUAUGAAGUGAAAGUUAAAUGGUCUUUUACUCUUUAGUUCUCACCAGUCUAGCUGUGAGAUGCUAACUGAUGCUAGCUCAGCCACAUGGGAACUAGCAGGGUUAAUACACCUGAUUGCUGUGUCACAAUGAACACCACAACCACGCCAACACCAGGUGGCACACUUAGGGUUGUAUUAAGAUCACUACAAUAAAUACAUUACUGCACUGCAAAAAGGUGUGUCAAAUGUUUAACCAGCAUGCACUGGGGCAAUGGAAUUGUUAUCUGUCAUUUGCAUCGGUGUUGCUGCUCUGUUACUCAUGUUAGUGUGAUCUGUAUUGUCUUCUGCAAUGUUUACUCAGUUAUGUACAAUUAGUCAAUAUGAGUGAAUGCAGUUAAACCACAAAUAAUGUUGUCUGCAUGAUUAAUAUUCUCACCACUGACAGCAGUUUAAUGAUUAAAUGCAACAUUCAUAAUAAAUGUACUUCUGACAUGUGAGUCAGUGAAAAAAACGUUUACAAAGAUUUUUCCAAUAUAAAAAACUUUAACUUGACAGAACAUGUCUGCCACCACUUGUGAUAGUAUUUUUUAAGAAAAACUGUUGUAAAUAUUUAAUCCAAUGUGCAUUUUAUUGUGACACAAGUCAAUAUUCUGUAUAUAUAUAUCAGUUUGACCAUGCAUUAAAGCUGCAACAGGAAGCAAUCUGAUAA
Centropristis striata (black sea bass) is the source of this 1467-nucleotide messenger RNA. RefSeq names its product SNAP associated protein (gene snapin). The record is from RefSeq and is a predicted model, not a curated record. Gene Ontology annotation, molecular function: SNARE binding. Gene Ontology annotation, biological process: regulation of synaptic vesicle exocytosis; intracellular protein transport; lysosome localization. The coding region runs from base 26 to 415 and encodes 129 amino acids. Lineage: Eukaryota; Metazoa; Chordata; Actinopteri; Perciformes; Serranidae. Gene Ontology annotation, cellular component: synaptic vesicle; BORC complex; BLOC-1 complex. The transcript is spliced from 4 exons.